UAAUAUUAAUAAGAGAAAGCGAAGAAGCCUUUAGAGAGAGUUUUAUCUCCUCCCCCUCCUUGGUUGCGAUCAUCGUCAUAACUCUCUAUCUAGGGUUUAUCUUCCAAGGGGGUUUUUCAAACCUCUCUCAUUCUCAAUCUCCAGUUUUAAGUUUCCAGAUGGCGUCCCCACCUAACUCUGUUCGGAUCGUUGUGGUUGGUGACAAGGGCACUGGGAAGUCAAGCUUGAUUGUCGCUGCAGCCACCGAAUCUUUCCCUCCCAAUGUGCCUCCUGUUCUCCCUGAUACCAAGCUCCCUUUUCAGUUCUACCCUGACAAUAUACCCGUCACCCUUGUCGACACUUCCUCAAGGCCGGAAGAUAAGGGCAUGGUUUCCGAGGAGUUGAAGCUCGCAGAUGCUGUGGUUUUGACAUAUGACUGUGACCGACCUGAGACUCUCGAAAGUUUGACCCUCAGGUGGCUUCCAGAGCUUCGUCUGUUAGAGGUAAAAGUUCCUAUAAUAGUAGCAGGCUGUAAGCUUGACCUCAGAGACGACAACAACCCGGUCGUCCUCGAAGAACUGAUGGCACCUAUAAUGCACCAGUUUCGGGAGAUUGAGACUUGUAUCGAGUGUUCUGCCCUGAAGCAACUCCAGGCACAAGAAGUUUUCUAUUAUGCACAAAAAACUGUCAUCCACCCAACAGCACCUCUGUUCGAUCAAGAAACCCAGACAUUGAAGCCACGGUGUGUAAGGGCCUUGAAGCGCAUCUUUAUACUCUGUGACCAUGAUAAAGAUGGUGCUCUAAGCGAGGCUGAGUUAAACGCAUUUCAGGUCAAGUGCUUCCAUGCACCACUGCAGCCUUCCGAAGUCGAAGGUGUUAAGAGGGUUGUGCAAGAAAAGUUGCCAGAAGGUGUGAAUGAAGUAGGACUGACAUUGACUGGCUUCCUGUUUCUACAUGCACUCUUCAUUGAGAAAGGGAGGCUUGAGACAACAUGGACUGUACUCAGGAAGUUCGGGUAUAACAAUGAUAUAAGACUCGCUGAUGAAUUGCUUCCACCUUCAUUAUUCAAGAGAGAACCUGAUCAGAGCGUUGAGCUGACAGAUGUAGCAAUCGAAUUCCUGAAAGAAAAGUAUAUGUUGUUUAAUGCGGAUGGGGAUAAUAAUCUUAGACCCCAAGAGAUCGAGGAUCUUUUUUCAACUGCACCUGAAAGUCCCUGGAAGGAAGCACCGUAUCAGGAUGCCGCAGAGAAAACUGCCCUUGGAGGACUGUCUUCUGACGCUUUCCUGUCACUGUGGUCACUGAUGACACUAUUAGAACCUGCUCGGAGUGUGGAACAUUUGAUUUACAUUGGAUUCCAGGGUGGUCCAUCUUCUGCCAUUCGGCUUACCAGGAGAAGGCUUUUAGAUCGCAAAAAGAAGCAGUGUGAAAGAAAUGUUGUCCAGUGCUUUGUUUUUGGACCGAAUAGCGCCGGAAAAUCUGCAUUACUGAACUGCUUUCUUGGAAGGUCAUAUGGUGAUAACCAGGAAUCAACGACUGACGAGCGUUAUGCAGUAAACAUGGUCGAUGAAACUAAGAGUGCAAAGAAAACUCUUGUGAUGAGGGAAAUUCCAGAAGAUGGAGCCGAAGCGAUAUUUUCAUCCAAGGAGUCUUUAGCUGCAUGUGACAUAGCUGUCUUCGUGUAUGACAGUUCUGAUGAGUCGUCACUGAAGCGAGCGACUGAGUUGCUUGUAGAAGUUGCAAAUCACGGUGAGGCCACUGGAUAUGAGGUUCCCUGCCUUAUGGUUUCAGCGAAAGACGAUAUUGCAUCAUCCCAGAUUUCCAUUCAAGAAUCCACCAAGGUGACACAAGAUAUGGGAAUAGAGCCUGCUGUAUCCAUCAGCUCGAAGUUGGGGGACUUCAACAACUUAUUCCGCAAAAUCGUGACUGCAGCGCAACAUCCUCAUCAGAGUAUUCCAGAGACCGAAGCAGGAAAGAGCCGCAAACAUUACAACAGACUAAUCAACCGCUCUCUUGUGGGUGUUUCAAUUGGAGCUGCUGCUGUGGUCGUUGGGCUGGCUGCAUACCGCGUGUAUGCCGCAGAAAGAGCGCUUCUGCCUGAUAGAAGGAUUGAGAAUGAAGAGCCCAGUGUUUCAAGAAGAUUGCAAAUCUCCUGUUCUGAGUUUUAUCAUUCCAAAAGUUUUAACCAGAGAGUACUGUUUUUUAGAAGAUUUAAUGGAGAUGGGGUUUGAAGUAAUAGUUGAUCCAUAGGAACAGAAACAUUUAGGGAACCAAAAAAGAAAGAGAGAACAUAUACUACCAUUGUGUUGAGUUUCUUCAAUAACAAAAGAGCUUUUUGUCUC
Molecule: messenger RNA, 2318 nt
Organism: Raphanus sativus (radish)
Lineage: Eukaryota; Viridiplantae; Streptophyta; Magnoliopsida; Brassicales; Brassicaceae
Product: mitochondrial Rho GTPase 1
Biological process (GO): mitochondrion organization; small GTPase-mediated signal transduction
Cellular component (GO): mitochondrial outer membrane
Molecular function (GO): GTP binding; calcium ion binding; GTPase activity
Source: RefSeq, a predicted model, not a curated record